AUGAGGUGCUUUCCACCAUGUUUUCGAACUUCUAAACGUCGCAACCAAUUGCGUUCCAAGGAUGCAACUCUCGCACAAACCCAUGUGGGAGAAGGAGCUGUUGAGCCUCUUGCACGGCAGAAGACUGCUGUUGAAGAACUCAUUGAUUGCAUAGCAGAAUCAAAAAUAAGAAAUGAAGAGCAAUCAAAUAACAGUGUUGAAACCAAGGAGGAGCGGGAAAAAGAGUCAAGGGAAGGGGAAGCACCGCAGAUAGAUGAGAAGAAGGAUGACCAUGAAGGAGAUCAUGAGAUUAGUGAAAAAUCGCAUCAAGAAGAGUCUUCAGAGUCACUGUUCUCUCUGUCCGUUUGUUCUAGAAAAAAAGUUUCAGAUGCUGAAACUGUGGAGCCUGAAGUCAAUAGUCCAAUACAACUGGUAUGCACAAGAGAGGUACCUCAAGCAUUAGGGUCAUCCCCAAGUGCACCACUUCAAAAUGUUUCGUCCAUUCUGAGUCUACCUGAAAAUUUUGCCCAAGAAAAGGCACCUUCUAAGGAGAAGGAGGAAGAAUAUUCUGACAAGGGACAAAUCAAGAAGUUGGACGAUAAGGAAAGGGAAAAAGGGAAAGCAACUCACCCUGUGCUAAAGUAUAGGUACAGAGACUGCCCGGAUGACGAAUACGAUGAUGUUAGUUUAGAUGUAAGUGAUUUGGAUGCUACGCUCGAAGAUGAAGAUCCUCACAGUGAGAAGAGAGAAAGGGGGGAAGAAGGCGCUGAUGUUAACCGAACAUGGGUUCAAGAAGAGUCUUCAGAAUCUCUGUUUUCUCUGUCUGCUGAUUCCAGAAUACGGAUUUCAUCAGCUGAAGCAGAGAAUGAAGUUAACAGUCUAAUGUCAGCCCAUGCUACAACCCAGAUCACACAAGAAGAAAGACAAGGAAAGAAACCAGAUGUUUACUCAGUGCUAAAUCCAAUUGAAAAUCUUACCAAAGGGAGGGUAGUCAAAGCAACAGAGGUACAUCCACUGGAGAUCGAUAAAGAAAACAUCAACUUGGUAGAUGUUAACAUACCCAUUAGUCCACAGCCUACUUUGAAGCUGUCAAAACGCAAGACUAGGCAGUUCAGUGACAACAAACGAAGCCAAGAAAUUGGGGUAGACACCAGCCUCUCGAGCUGGUUGGUUGAAUCGGAAACCACACCUAUUUCUCUUGAUAGAACCAGUUCUGUAGGAGAACAUACACCAAAAGGAAGAAGAGGUUCACCGUGGAGUCACGAGGACAGGCCAAUUUUAGGAGCAUUAACAGUUGAAGAAAUCAGGAUGUAUUCUUUAUCUGCAUCUUCAAGAAAGUCUAGAAGCCAGAGUCCAGACGAGACACCCAUCAUAGGUACUGUUGGAAGCUACUGGAGUCACACUGAACAGAGCAUGGAUUUGCAAUUCAACAAAACUGGAAAGGAUGUAACACCAAGGAGGAGUUCAACGGCAUUUCAGACAAGACUAGAAGCAGUAUAUGAUGCUAGUGUUUCAGAUGUUUUGAGCAAAGGGCCAAAGGGUUCAACCCUGGAAGAAUGUUGA
Molecule: messenger RNA, 1542 nt
Organism: Sphenostylis stenocarpa
Lineage: Eukaryota; Viridiplantae; Streptophyta; Magnoliopsida; Fabales; Fabaceae
Source: the annotation of a GenBank genome assembly